Messenger RNA from Exaiptasia diaphana, 1164 nucleotides. Its product is annotated as adhesion G-protein coupled receptor G6. Bases 37 to 1164 code for a protein of 375 amino acids. Gene Ontology annotation, biological process: adenylate cyclase-activating G protein-coupled receptor signaling pathway; cell surface receptor signaling pathway. NCBI's taxonomy places the organism in Eukaryota, Metazoa, Cnidaria, Anthozoa, Actiniaria, Aiptasiidae. Gene Ontology annotation, molecular function: G protein-coupled receptor activity. Gene Ontology annotation, cellular component: membrane. The record is from RefSeq and is a predicted model, not a curated record. The transcript is spliced from 10 exons.
CGAAAUUCGACGUACACUAAAGUCAAGAUAACAUUAAUGAAACCAGUGCUCAACAACAAACAAAAAUUCCUCGAAAUUGGUUUGAUGGCCGCCGCAACGGUUACUAUGGUGAUGUCAAUGAUCGUUAUGUCGUAUCUAAGAUUGAAAAAAUCGACGAAGCUGUUUGUACACAAAAGCCUGAUGUUGAGUCUUUGCAUGGCUAAUGCGGUUUACAUGGCGGAUGUGGCUUUUACCGCGAGGAACGAUUAUCCGGACGCGUGCUCAGCUCUUGCUGUUGUUCAGCACUACUUCCACACAGCGGUCUUUUCAUGGAUGCUAGCAGGAGCCGUUCAUUUGUACUUCAAACUGAUCAAGGUGUUCUCUCCUUACGACCAACGGAUCACAUACUGUCUUAUUGGAUGGGGAAUACCAGUUUUGAUUGUGGGUACUGCAGCUUUGAUCAAACCAUCCAUCUACGACAUGGCGCCAGAGCAUCAUGACGUUGACUGUGGCGAUCAGUUGAGUUACCAUAUAUCGAUCAUCAGAGAGUUCUGCUGGUUGAAUGAYGGAUUGUGGAUAUACAAUGGACCAGUAGUGGGGAUUCUUGUGAUCAACGUAGUUCUUUUUGUCGUUUUCCUUCGUAUCGCUUWUGGAAAAAUUGCUUCAAGAAUUCCAAACAACAGAGUAAAGAAAGCAAAAAAGAUGUUUAAAGGUGUAGCUGCCCUUCUACCCAUACUUGGCAUUGCAUGGUCACUUGGUUUCGCUGUCAACUUUCAUUGGAUUCUUCUUUACAUUUCAAUUGUCGUCAACUCUUCUCAGGGCAUCUUCCUGUGUGUGGUCCACUGUUUUAUGGAUGAAGAGGUUAGAAAAGCUAUAAGACUUCUAAAACAGAAGAAACAGGCGUCCAUUGAUAUAAUUAGAGUAGUACAAGAAGGGCRACAGACUGACGCAUUUCAUGAAGCAAUGGAAAAAGCCGCAGCUUGCGUUAACUCAGAGCAACAAAGUGCAAGCACUGGUAAAAGGAUUGUUUUUUUUAUUGAAGAAGCUACAAUCAUGUCUACUAAAACAUUCCUGAGAUGCCGAGGGGACACCGGUUUGGUCAGCUCAUGGUACGAAAGCAAAAGUUUGAACUUCGGGACCGAUUUAUUUCUCUUCUGCUUUAGCUGUGAUUUUGAUAUUUCCUAA